AUGGACAGGUUCAGCCCUUGGGACUGCAUUAAGAAUAGCUACGUGUGGUUAGCUGGUGGUUACGUCAUGGGCAAACACCAAGUUUUAAGAACAUUCGUCAAGUCAUAUAAAGCUACAUUACAAGAGUUGCUCAAAGCCAACAUGUCUAGUACAGACAAGCAGAUCAUUGGAGCGAUGUACUCACCAGAGUUCCGGCACAAGCAGGAGUUGGACAUACAAGGGUACUCGUGUGUUGAUGGACAGUUUGGUCUUCACAACACCGACGCUCAGUACUUUUGUUUGAGUUAUGUUUGCCGCGACGAAAUAGAACUAUUCAUCGGUGUUGCAACGCGCUUUGAUAACUUCAAAGGUCGCCAGGCGAUUCGAGAGACCUGGGGUAGUUAUGCUAACGUCAGCUCCCAUAACUCAAUUCUAGUUUUUUUCAUUGGUCAACCGGAGCCUGGAUACCCAAAAGCAAGCUUAAAACAGAAAUUACUUCUUAAAGAAUCAGCCAAGUAUGGUGAUAUUUUGCAGGAGGAUUACUUGGACUGUUAUCACAACCUAAGUCUAAAAUCGGUAUCUAUUAUCAAGUAUGUUUCUACUUACUGUUCAAUGGCAAAAUAUAUCCUCAAAGCGGACGAAGACAUGUAUAUAAAUUUCAACUGUUUAAUUGAUACUUUUGUGAUGGGAACAAAAUACGUCAAACCAAAACCACCCCCAAUAAGGUCUACUAAAUCAAAGUGGUACAUAUCUAAAGCUGAUUACCCUAAGAGCAGAUAUCCGGAUUAUGUGUCAGGUGGGGCCUACGUCAUGUCUACACAGGCGUCAUGGCUGCUGUUCGAGGCGUCCCUCAGGUUGCCGUUGUUCCGGUGGGAGGAUGUGUACGUCACAGGGAUGUGCUCCAAGAAAGCUGGCGUUGAGGUCAUAGACAAUGAUCGAUUUACUUACGAAAUGUAUGAUGUAUCAGACAUGAGGAGUCGAAUCUCAGGGCAUCCUUACACACCGACGGAGAUGCAAGAAAUGUACAGUGAACUGAAAAGUGAUACAAGUUGUGAAUAA
This is a messenger RNA of Physella acuta, 1038 nucleotides long. Its product is annotated as beta-1,3-galactosyltransferase 1-like. Gene Ontology annotation, biological process: protein O-linked glycosylation. The record is from RefSeq and is a predicted model, not a curated record. Gene Ontology annotation, molecular function: hexosyltransferase activity. NCBI's taxonomy places the organism in Eukaryota, Metazoa, Mollusca, Gastropoda, Physidae. Gene Ontology annotation, cellular component: Golgi membrane.